UAGGCUUCUAUCGUCUGCCGCAGUGGCAGUAUCUUGAGCACAAAUGUAACGCUCAAAAUAGGAAUUUUCGUGGACUAUGGACACAGUUUGCUACCUGCUUUUUAUAAUUUUGUUAAAUUCGCAAGCGCAUGAAAGUUAUGCUCAAUGUUUACAUGGGUGCAGCUGUAUAGACGACCGUCAUGGAAGGUCGCUGAUAUGUAUGGAGGAGAGCGCGUUUGGGGCCAUACCGGAGAACCUUCCAGGUGAUGUGACCAAAAUACGCAUAGAAAAAUCUCACUUCACGGAAGUUCCCAGAGGGGUUUUCUCAAACACGCCCGCCUUGGAGAACUUGUGGUUGAACUUCAACGACAUCACAGUGAUAAACUCCAAGGGUUUGGAGGGUUUGGGGAACUUAACCGAGCUGCGCUUGCAAGGGAACAAGCUGAGAUCAGUACCAUGGACAGCGUUCGAGGACACGCCGGCCCUGAAGAUCCUGGACCUGAAGCACAACCAGCUGGACGUCCUUCCGGAGCACGCGUUAAAAUUUCUGCCAGGUCUGACAUACUUAGACUUAUCCUUCAACCAGCUCACGGUCAUAUCGAAGGAGGUCUUCCAAAACUGGCCUCUUUACCAAAGACUUCAGAACUUGGAGGAGCGGGAGGCGACCGUGUCCGGGCCGAACGUGGUCCUGGCUCUGCACGACAACGCCUGGCUGUGCGACUGUCGCCUGAAGGGCUUCGUGGAGUUCAUCAUGUCUUUAAGCCCCCCGAUAAUUCUGAUGAACUCCUACUUGACCUGCUCAGGGCCGGACUUUAGGGCGGGGAAGUUCUUCCAUGAGUUAGAGCUGCAGGCCUGCAUGAAGCCCGUGGUGAGCUCCCCCGCAGCAAACAUGAGCCUGCCGCAGGGCUCCAACCUCACCCUGCACUGCGUGGCCAAGGCCAGGCCGGAGCCCGCCGUGUGGUGGACAUAUGGUCUGAAGAUAAUCAGAGGAUUUCAUGAAUCUCAGGAAAGAGUUGCAGAGGAUACUGUCAAAUCCCUGCUGGUGAUCCCCUCCCUCCAUGCAGCUGAUCGUGGCAUCUACACGUGCACUGCGGUCAAUUUCAUUGGAAACUCCUCAGUUAGUGUCCUCCUAGAUGUCUCUGCCGUCAGUUCCCAGUCACCCCAUCUCCCAGGCUUCUCAGUCAUGCCAGGUGCUGGAGAUGAAAAUGUCUUCAUUGACAUCCACAUCACAAAACAGACAGUUCGUGGUAUCUCUAUCGAGUGGUUCGCUGCCCUAGACCACCCAUCUGAAACAUGGUUCACCAUCCACUUUGGUCAUGCAGGCAUUGGUAAAAAAGAAACGACCUACAUCGGCCCGGGGAUUCAAUCUUACUCCAUCUCUGAUCUGAUGCCUGCAACAAAAUAUGAAAUCUGUGUAACCCUCAAGAACCAGGUGCCACGUCCGGGCCAGUGCAUUGUGUUUGUGACAGGAAGUGACAUUACUGAGAUGGAGCAGAGGGAGAAACUCAUUCAUAUAGUAGUGAUAGUUCUAGCCAUGGUGCUGGCUGUUCCUUUAGGUAUGUAUGCCUGCACCACUGACACCAGGUUUGCCUGUGUGGAGAUCAUCAUGGAGUCCUGGAAGAACCGCCAGAGAGAAAGCAACCCGUCAGGGAUGGAGCAUGCACGGCAGGGCACCUUCGACAGUCUGCAGGCUGCCAGCGAUGAAGGUCUGGUCAAAAAAGAUUCCAGUGAAGACAAGAAGGCUGAAGAUGUUGUUGGAAAGAUGUGAAUGGUGACCGUUAUGUCAACUGUGUAAAUCAAGAAUUUGAACCAGUGUACACAAUGUGCAGAUGUUUGUUUUCUGUUAGAAUUGUAUCUCUGAUCUGUGGUCAUUUAAAUUUUGAUCGUCAUUUACUCUGAAUUGCUGCUUUGUCUUUGUCUUUGUCUUUGUCACCAUUUCCAUUGGGUGCUCAAACUGCUGAAACAUUCAGUUUUUUUUAAGAUAUUACUUACUUAUAUGCAGUAUUUUUGUGUUAAUGUAUAAGUCAUUGUUUUAUGUAUAUAUUGUUUUAUGUUGUUAUUGAUUCGGUGACCUCACUUUGAGCCGCCAAACCAACAUUUUGAAGUUUUUAGGUAAACUGUAUCUCGAACAGGAACUGUCCAGAUGGUGAUUCAAGUAAAUAAUCAUUACUGAUAUAAGUGCUAUACCACCGGUAAAAGCCCAUGUUGAAUAUUGUCACAUACAUAUCUUGACAGUUUAGCAUGUGCAUAGUCUACAGGGGCUGUUUCAUAAAAUGUUGUACCAACCACAAAUCAUACAACUUGUACAGAUGAUGUUUUAAUAUCCUGGAAGUGUGUCUGUAGAAACACAGUAAAUAAUCUUUUUAUUCAAAGUGUAAUUCUGAAUUCAAAUGUAUGUGUUUUGUGUUUGUUUUAUAUGUAUAUUAUCUCUCAUUGCCAUCAGACCCCUUAUAGAAAAGUGUUAAGAUGUUGUGUCCCUAUAGUUACCAACGUAUACAUUAUGAAAUGUUUGAAAUAAAGUUGAUUUAUUGAUAAAUCUAUCUAUCUAUCUAUCUAUCUAUCUAUCUAUCUAUCUAUCUAUCUAUCUA
Cololabis saira (Pacific saury) is the source of this 2567-nucleotide messenger RNA. It is a transcript of the gene lrit2, whose product is annotated as leucine-rich repeat, immunoglobulin-like and transmembrane domains 2. Gene Ontology annotation, molecular function: protein binding. The transcript is spliced from 4 exons. Bases 77 to 1747 code for a protein of 556 amino acids. The record is from RefSeq and is a predicted model, not a curated record. Lineage: Eukaryota; Metazoa; Chordata; Actinopteri; Beloniformes; Belonidae.